UGUUCGAGCUGUAAGAAUUACAAUUUAGGUAUAGUAAGUCCCGAAUUUUAAUCAGAUACUCAAGAUUAUAACUGGAAGUGGUGCCACACUUACCGGACCGAGUCUAAAAAUUGUCGACGGGCAAAGUUCAGAAGGCAGUCAGUCUGGAUGGGAACUUUGUCAUUGAGUGAUUAUAAGGAGGUAAAAAUCCCUGUACCUUGGGGUCACAUUGCUGGACGUUGGUAUGGCAAUCGAAAGGAGCGACCGAUCUUGGCAAUCCACGGAUGGUUGGACAAUUUGGGCACCUUCGAUCGGUUGAUUCCCCUACUUCCCGACUAUAUAGGAGUACUCUGUAUCGAUCUUCCUGGACAUGGCAAAUCCUCUCGAAUUCAGCCAGGGAUGCACUAUUCCAUCUACGAUUACGUAAUCAUCAUUCCGCGCGUGAAGAAGGAGUACGGAUGGUCAAAGGUCUCCCUAAUGGGUCACUCCUUGGGUGGCAUCAUAAGUUUCCUUUAUACUUCACUGGCUCCUCAUACUGUGGAUAUGGUAAUUUCCCUGGACAUUGUGAUGCCUAUGACACCAGAACCUAAAAAGGUAAUUGGUAGUCUAGUUCAGACCAUAGAAAAGCAUCUGGAAGUUGAAGAUCGUCAGGAGAAGAUAAAUCUACACGAGCCGCCCUCCUACACAAUGUCUCAAUUGACCGAAAUCCUUGCCAAAGGAAGUUCCAAUUCCGUGCCACCCGAGUUGGCCAAGCACCUUCUUCAUCGUCAGCUGUCGAAGUCGCAACUUUACCCAGAGAAGUACUACUUCGCCAGAGAUGGACGGGUGAAAUUCUACCAUCGCACACAAAUGGAACCUGGACUCACUGAGGAAUUGUCAAAGCGAAUCAAAAAGAAGCCCUACUUGAUCAUAAAGGGAUCAAAGUCUCCAAUGAUUGGAGUUCUAAGCGAGAGGCCAUUGUCCAUUUUGCGUGAAAAUAAUCCGCACUUUGAGUUCCACGAGCUGGAUGGAGGUACCCAUCAUGUCCAUCUGCAUGGCGCCGAGGAGUGUGCCCGGUAUAUAGUACCCUUCAUCCGACGUCAUCGACCGCCAACCUUGACUUCUUGGUCUUUAACCGCAAAGGAGCAUCAACUUAACGCCAAAGAAAAUCGCAGGCAACAAGAAAGAUUCCUUGAGAGGAGGAAAAACAAUCACAGCAAACUAUAA
Drosophila elegans is the source of this 1185-nucleotide messenger RNA. Its product is annotated as serine hydrolase-like protein. The record is from RefSeq and is a predicted model, not a curated record. NCBI's taxonomy places the organism in Eukaryota, Metazoa, Arthropoda, Insecta, Diptera, Drosophilidae. Bases 148 to 1185 code for a protein of 345 amino acids. The transcript has 2 exons.